AUGCUUCCGCUCUCGCCCAUCACCAUGGAAUGGAGUCUCUCGCUCCUGCAUAACCUCCUAAAGGACAAGAAGGCUUUUAGGUGGAUCCCCAACGACGUCGCAACCCUCAACGGCGACGAGGCGGCGGCCUUGGAGAGGACGCGGGUGGAACUUCUUCGAGUGCGUGCGCGGCUAUGCACGCUGAAAGGAAUUCUGCGGGAUAUCCUGGAGAAGGGGCGCUUUUUCGGCGACACCCCCCCGCAGCAGGCGGACACGGGGCACCGCCUCCAGACCGUCCUCACGGCUCUCAAGGAGCAACUCGAGGAGUCCUCCGCGCAGGAAAGUCUUCUUCUCAAGACCUUGGGCGAUGACGAAGCUCGGGCUGCGGCGGCGCGGAGCCGUCAUUUUCUAACCUCCCAAUGCAAGGCUCUCUGUCGGGAUCUAUCCGAUGCCCUGUUGAGUUCCCACUCCGCUAUCUUCGUGAAUGGCGUCCUGGUGCGUCUGUCAGGCCUGAUGGAGGAGGCCACGCUAACCGUCAGGCACGUCGACCCCGCCUUCCGCGAGGUCUCUUGUGAGGUGGUUCGUCUGUUGAUUGGAGUUCUUUAUCACUAUAACGACGUGUGCUUGAGCGGGCACGCGAUUCGCUGCCUCGCCUGGGUGGGGAUGUAUCGCUUUGACGACCCCGCCAACGCCGUUCUCGGCUGUUACCUCGGCGGAAUUCUACGGCAGCCACCUAGGGCGCCUCUCCCUGCUGCGCUACGCGACCUCCUUGGCCUCCCUUCCACCGUAUCCGAUGCGGGGAGGUUCGCGCAGCUCAAACUUCGCCUUCUCGACGUGCUGCUGAGUUGGUGCGAUUACGAUGAAGAUGGCCUCACGCUGCGCAACGUCGAUCGUCUUGAAGGGGGACUUUUCGACCUCCUCACGGCGCUCUGCCGGCCGCCGGAGGAGACGGCUGUGCAGGUGGCGGCGCUUCACCUCAUAGGGUGCUUCGUCGUCUCCUCCGCCUCGCGCGUCGCCCUGGGGAGAGUGGUGGAGCUCGUUGUGGAGGUCUUUCGCCAUUCCCCCGUGGCGAUGGCGAAGGCGGCGGGAGCGUCGGUGCUGGGGUACAUCGCCGCGACGUUAUCCUCGCAGCGGACGUUGGCGACGUUGCAGGAUGUGGACCUCGGGAGGCUCUUGGAUAUUGCCCGGGCGAUGGAGACGUAUCACUCACCUCAGGGAUCGCUUAGCUUGGGCGAGGAUUUGCUCCAUGAGGAAGUCAUUCGGAGGCAUGGGUCUGAUAUUGUGCGGCUGUUACAAGAUAGUGGCCGACAAAUGCUAAUCUCUGAGCUUCCAUUGUAA
Messenger RNA from Phytomonas sp. EM1, 1317 nucleotides. NCBI's taxonomy places the organism in Eukaryota, Euglenozoa, Kinetoplastea, Trypanosomatida, Trypanosomatidae. The record is from the annotation of a GenBank genome assembly.